Molecule: messenger RNA, 408 nt
Organism: Trichomonas vaginalis G3
Lineage: Eukaryota; Parabasalia; Trichomonadida; Trichomonadidae
Exons: 1
Coding region: 1-408 (135 amino acids)
Source: RefSeq, a predicted model, not a curated record
AUGAAUGAAACUACAGACAAACUUAACUCUUCUCUUAUUCUUCCUUUCAGUAAGGACUAUGCGUUCUGUUCAAAUGGUGUUUAUUUCUAUUGUGGAAAGAUGGGGUCAGGAAAGACAUUUAACCUCAUUCGUUGUAUACUCAUAACAGAGCGUUUAGGAAAUGACUCAUAUUAUGACCAAAUCAUUAUAUCAGCAACUUCAGACUCUAUGGACUCAACAGCGAAAACAUUCAUGUCAAAAGUUCAAGCCUCAGUCGUUAAAGUUCCAGAUAGCAAACUCAUUGAAUUUCUUCAACGUUACAUUCGACGUAAGAGAAAAUAUUAUGCCAUCGUAGAGUUCAUACAGUCAGGAAUGCAAAAGACCUCGGAAGAAAUGGAAAGAAUUAUUGACAAACACCACUUACGUUAG